Podarcis muralis (Common wall lizard) is the source of this 3037-nucleotide messenger RNA. RefSeq names its product DnaJ heat shock protein family (Hsp40) member C4 (gene DNAJC4). The record is from RefSeq and is a predicted model, not a curated record. NCBI's taxonomy places the organism in Eukaryota, Metazoa, Chordata, Lepidosauria, Squamata, Lacertidae.
UUGGGAAGUGCCCGGAUGUCGCUCCACCCCUCCUCCGUUUUCGAAAGGGGCGGGCCCAAAUGCAGCCGGCGAGUUGGAAGAGGCGGCGGCGGCAUCAAAAUGGCGGUCGCGACCCGAGGGCUGACUGUGAGUUUCUAUGGUCGCCAUCUUCCCAGGACCAGGGUGUGGCGCUCUUCGGAAGGUCUGAAUAUGACCUUAGCCGUUCCCUUUUCCAUGUGCCGUUGCUGCUGGCUGUGCCAAAGUGCCAGGCACCGGGUGUUUUCUACCGCGUUCUGCAGCCGGUCACCAGCCAGGAACAGCAGCUACUAUGACCUGCUGGGGAUCAAGCAGGAUGCCACCCUGGAGGAGAUCAAGCAGGCCUUCUUCAGCAAGUCAAAGAAGCUCCACCCUGACAGCGACCCAGGCAACCCUGAGCUGCACAGCCAGUUUGUGAAGCUCAACGAGGCCUACCGGGUGCUCAGCAAGGCCAGCAGCCGGAGGCGCUACGAUAGCACACAAGCAGCCCAAGAAGCUCGGCCUCCCCCAGGCAGCCAUGGCAGUAGCACCAGCAGUAGCGCCAGGAGGAAGCCUUUUGAUUUGGGCGACUUCGGGAAAAGGAGCGCAUCAGAGCCCAACGAGGACGUACGGUAUUGGCAACAGUUCCACCACUCUCCUUCAGAGUCAUUCUCAGGCCCCGAGUACGAGAGGAAGCGUCGCCAGAACAGAUACAUCUUUGGGUACUGUUUGCUCGUCAUAGUGGGCGGCUUAGCUGCCCACUACAUAGGAUUCAGGAAGCUGGAGAAAGUUCACAACAACUUCAUGGAUGAGAAGGACCGGGUCAUAACCCAGAUAUAUAAUGAGAGCAAGGAACGGGCUAGGUCCAUCGGCUUCCAGAAGCAGCAGGAGCUACUGCGGCAGAAGCAUGCCGAAUUCGCCCAGCGAAACAGCGCUAUCUCCAAGCAGGUUCCGGCAGGAGCCUUGGACUCUGGGAGGGAAACGGCUCCCCCCAUCUCCACUGCCAAAUGAAAAGAAAAACUGAGUUGGACCUGAAAUCCUCAAGCUUGGGUUCCCUGCCUUUGGUUGUGGCCAGCUGCCGGGGCUGAGGAAGAGGCAUUUCUGAGCCUCCACCACCCAUUUCUCCACUUGUCCUCCUUCCUAAUAGAAACAUCGCUGUACAGUGAAAACUGGGCUUCUGUUGUUGUUUUCCUUGGCCUACCUCUCUUGCCACACAGAAAUACACCCUCCGCCCUUCCUCCACGCCAGCCUGUUAUGGCCUCUCCAGGUAGGACUGGGAGAGACCCCCUGCCUUGAAACCCUGGACAGGUGCAGACAUUACUGAGCUUAGAUGGAGCCGAUGGUCUGGCUUGGCUUAAGGCAGCUUUCUAUGUUUCUCCACCCAGGAGUUUGACUGGAAGCAAGGCCUAGGGGCCAGGAUUGGCAACAGCCUGCAUUGCCGACUCUUGGUCUUUGGCAGGGGUGGGGCAGCUCAGGUGUGGGGGCCAAAUGCCUGGCCCUCAGGACUGUCCCCACAGCACACCCCACUUCCUCAGGCCAUAUUCCUCACUGGUCCUUCUUCACAUCCUUCUUUCUGCCUGGCUGGGAUGCUUCCCCGAACUUUGACAGUACUUGCCUGGACAGCGCUGGCUCCUGGCCUAUAGAGUGAGAUGAGCGCACAACCCUAGAGUCUGGCAAGACUGGCCCGUACGGGCAGGGGUACCUUUACCUUUACCUUUAACCAUGUGCUUAAAAUCUGUGGUGUGUAUUCAGCCAGGGACUGUGUAGAGGGAAACUCAAGUAUUGAAAGGAAGGUUGUGCCCCCUUGCCUCCUUUGGAGCCUGUUAUUUCCAGCAAAUAGAGGGUGGGGGGGGAGCAUAGGAGAAAAUGAACCUUUGGAGGUAGCUCAGAGUGACGUGCAGGAGGAUUAGCAAAUACUUGCCUGGAUGGGAAGACAGAGAGGGCUGUGUGAGUGUGUGUAGAAACUAGUCUACUGUACAAAGGUAAAAUUUGCAUGGUUCGCUCCACCCACUUUUGCCUCUGGGCCCACCCACCACUGGCAUGCGGCCCCAAGAGUGUGGCACAGAAGGGAAUGCGGCCCUCAGUUUGAAAAAUAUUUCCCACCUCAGGUCUAGGGUGUCUUCCCAAGCUGGCUGCUGAAUGUUUCAGCGCUUGGAACUGGCCCAAUCUAUUCCUCAGCCCUGUGGGCUUCAGGCUCCAGCAGCCUGUGACACCUCAAAUAUGGAAGGGGGACACACAGCUUUUCCCUCAUCCUCCAACUCAGUGUUGUAGCCCAUCCUGGAAAGUGGAAACUUGCAGUCUUGAUGUGGGUAGCACAGAUAACCAAACAGGUAACCAAACAGCACGCCACUCAUUCCUCUCGCUUUGCUGCUGUGUGUUGUCUGAAGCAGCAUUUUCCAAACAUGAGAGGUUUGUAAGAGCAAGAAUUAAACACCCGCCCACACCCAGGUCCCAUCUUCACUAUAUGUUUAAAUCACUAUCAUGCCACUUUAAACAGUCAGAGCUUUCCCCCCAAAAAAUCUUAUGAAUUGUUGUUUGCAAAGGCAAGGUAAGGAGAGCCCUAUUCCCCAGAGUUCCUUGGGAAGAGGGAUUGGCUGUUAAACCUCUCUAAAUAUUAAAGCUCUGUGAAGGUGGAAGAUGGAUCUUGGCACCCUUGAGAAAAACUACAGGCCUUUGGGGGAAGCCAUGGUUGUUUAAACGCAUAAUCGAGAUGGGACCUCAGAACAUCUACCCUCUUUUUCCUGGAUAGUCACUGUUCUGAGUGUGCUUGGAAGGAAAUCGCUUAGGGCAGUUACUCACUCAGAGAUGAAAUGGGUAGCUUCUUCUGAAGGCUAGUAAUUCUGCAUUUCCACAGUGGAAGCAAUCCAGUUGCCCUCAGUGUAAAGGCAUGGCAAUAUUACCCCGCCUUGGGCAGCAGCUGAUUGACAGAAGGCCUAGACCAGUGACUCAUGCAGAGAUACCACAGGCAGCCUUCUCUGGGCUUAAUGCCUCAAUGGCUUUCAAUGUUUUGUGCCAGGGGCACAAUAAAGAGGGGCUGCGCAGA